GAAUAAAAAUAAUUAAAAAAUAUUCUAGAGACCUCUUUUUUUUGUGUUGAUUAGUCGGGAAAAAAAACCCCCAAUAUUUAUAAAAACAACCUAUAGUGUACAGCAGUUCAGCAAAUCAGUAUUGUGAGGAAAAGUUAUCAAUUGAUGAAUGUUAAAAUUUUAUAAUUUUUUAACUGUCUCACAAUUUUUAUUAAUGGCUUCAUUUGGACGUUACAAUGGGCGAUCUAAUAGAGAACUUGUUCAAUAUCUUAAACGGUCUGGAAUUAUAAAGUCAGAUCGUGUAUUUGAAGCAAUGUGCGCUGUUGAUCGUGGAAAAUACGUAAUUAGAGGAAACCCAUACGUAGAUUCACCUCAAGGUAUUGGUUAUGGAGUAACAAUAAGUGCUCCACACAUGCAUGCAUAUGCAUUGGAAUUUCUUGAAGAUAAAUUGAAAAAUGGAAAUCGUGCACUGGACAUUGGCUCAGGCUCCGGAUAUUUAACAGCAUGCAUGGGAAUGAUGGUGAGUUCUGAUGGAGUUGCUAUUGGUAUCGAUCAUAUUUCUGAACUCCAAGCUCUUGCUACUCGUAAUAUCAAAGCAGAUAACCCAGAGUUACUUGAAAGCGGUCGAGUUAAAUUAUUCGUUGGAGAUGGAAGAGAAGGAUAUCCAGCUGGUGCACCUUACGAUGCCAUUCAUGUUGGAGCGGCAGCCAGAGAAACACCACACGCUCUAAUUGAUCAACUAGCGCCAGGCGGUCGUCUAAUAGUACCGAUAGGCCCAGAAGGUGCUGAUCAAAAACUCGUACAAAUAGACAAAACAAUGAAUGGAGAAAUAAAACAACGAUCGUUGAUGGGUGUUGUUUAUGUACCUUUAACUGAUAAAGAACGACAAUAUCAAUCAUGAAAUAAAUGUUUGCUCCAAUGAGCUUUUUUUGUUUAUUUAUUUUAUUAUUUACUUUUUUGUACUAUUAACUGAUAUUUUGAAUUAAUGCUCAAUAUUUAAUUAAACAAUUUUUAUUUAUUUUCUGAUAUUUUCAUUUUACUCAACUUGAUUUUAUAAAAAACUUUAUUAUAAUCUUCGAGUUCGAACUGUAAAUUAAUAAAUUUAAAAAUGUUUAAGUUAUCAUUAUUAUUAAACCCGAAUGUUAUAGAUUAUAAUUUUUAACUGCGUAA
Messenger RNA from Microplitis mediator, 1149 nucleotides. RefSeq names its product protein-L-isoaspartate(D-aspartate) O-methyltransferase-like. The transcript is spliced from 5 exons. Gene Ontology annotation, molecular function: protein-L-isoaspartate (D-aspartate) O-methyltransferase activity. NCBI's taxonomy places the organism in Eukaryota, Metazoa, Arthropoda, Insecta, Hymenoptera, Braconidae. Gene Ontology annotation, biological process: protein modification process. The record is from RefSeq and is a predicted model, not a curated record. Gene Ontology annotation, cellular component: cytoplasm. The coding region runs from base 149 to 880 and encodes 243 amino acids.